UCUGUUUGCAAUUUUUUUCCCAUUUCCUCUCCGGAGUUCCCUUUUCGACUUCCAAUUAACGAGCAGCAACAGAGUCUGUGAAAGCUUUAUCGGCAAGCUGGCUCUUCGCUCUUUUGCAAUUCUACUUCUAUUCGGUCUUUUCAUUGACCAUCCAUCUACCACGAUACUCACGCUUACGAGAAGGACAUGCAAUCUCAUACUAUCGAGAGGCUUGAAGUAGAAGAUGAGGAUGAAAGGGUGAGGAGGUUUCAUAACACUUUCCAGAAACUGAACACAUCAACUUCAGCGUCCUCUUUCUCCUCCAAACCAGAACUCAAACUUGACUUUGAGGAGAAGAAGCCGCAUCCAGUCGGACCUAGUCCUCUCUUAUCUCGCGUUCAGGCCUUUCUCCCUCAAAUGGAAGCGUCAAAUGCAGAACUGACACAACGUAUGGAGACGGAUCCCAGCAGCGUUGAUAUCGAGAAUAUCACCGAGGGAGUGAAUCAAUAUAUCGAAAUGAACCUCGGUCUAGGCGUUUUCACAACCAAACCAAGCCAACAAGACACAGAAAUGUCUCCCACUACGUCUGAGAGUUCAGAUUCUACGACUUCCAACUCGGCAGAAGAUGAAGAUGAUAGCGAUUACGAUUCUGAUUCGUCCGACGAAUCUGGGAUUAUUUCUUUGUCUCUGCCACCCCACCUCAACGCAUCGGCGAAAGCUCGGAUGAUCAAGCCCCUACCGCGACGAAGCUUGUCUGAUCGACUCCAGCAGCAGCAGCGAGACCGCGUGAAGCCCCAUAUUGUUAUGCUCAAGUCUGGUUCGCAAGCGGAUUUGAAUCUGGAGGUGACUGCGACUUCGGGUUUGGCUAUGGAACCUCCUACUUCCGUUUUGGUGUGAAGGUUCCCCCUUUUUUUCACUAGAUCCAUUUCCCCCUCUUGUUAUGCUUGGAGGAGAAGUGGAAAGUUCUUGUCACCAGCGAGAGUGGUUCUUGGGCGAGAUCUUGACGAUUUCUUCUUUUUUUUAGUAUGUUCGAGAACGUGUACUAUAAUUGGCAGCAGUCGAUCUUCUUUUUUAUAAAACUUGUCUAUACCAUUGCUUUCGUUCGCUGUCAUUGACGCUCUUAGUCUACCA
Messenger RNA from Marasmius oreades (fairy-ring Marasmius), 1110 nucleotides. RefSeq lists its product as uncharacterized. The transcript has 4 exons. Lineage: Eukaryota; Fungi; Basidiomycota; Agaricomycetes; Agaricales; Marasmiaceae. Bases 187 to 876 code for a protein of 229 amino acids. Gene Ontology annotation, biological process: box C/D snoRNP assembly. The record is from RefSeq and is a predicted model, not a curated record. Gene Ontology annotation, molecular function: box C/D methylation guide snoRNP complex binding.